Molecule: messenger RNA, 2808 nt
Organism: Gadus morhua (Atlantic cod)
Lineage: Eukaryota; Metazoa; Chordata; Actinopteri; Gadiformes; Gadidae
Product: rho-related GTP-binding protein RhoE
Exons: 5
Coding region: 159-890 (243 amino acids)
Biological process (GO): small GTPase-mediated signal transduction
Molecular function (GO): GTP binding; GTPase activity
Source: RefSeq, a predicted model, not a curated record
UCACUCCUCCCAUAUAUAUAUUCGCCUUCCAUGUCCCCGACUAUAAGCAACAGUGGAGCAGGCAGAGGAGUGGCGCCGUGUGUCAGUAGUAUCCGAAGCGCGUUUCGACUGGGAUCUUAAUUCACCGUGGAGCAGCACAUGUCAUUCAGGACAAGUCAAUGAAGCAAACUCAAUCCGGUCUCAAGCUUUCACCCACACCCGAGAUGGAUCCUACCCAGAGUGUGAAGUGUAAAAUCGUGGUCGUAGGGGACAGUCAAUGUGGGAAAACCGCCUUACUUCACGUGUUUGCGAAAGACUGCUUCCCAGAGAACUAUGUCCCCACGGUCUUCGAGAACUACACAGCCAGUUUUGAAAUCGAUACACAGAGAAUAGAACUAAGUCUUUGGGACACAUCAGGCUCACCGUACUAUGACAACGUACGACCACUCUCUUACCCCGACUCUGACGCGGUCCUCAUCUGCUUCGAUAUCAGCAGACCGGAAACGUUGGACAGUGUUUUAAAGAAGUGGAGAGGAGAAAUUCAGGAAUUCUGUCCCAACACCAAAAUCCUGCUGGUUGGAUGCAAGUCUGACCUUCGAACGGACCUCACCACACUGGUGGAGCUGUCUAACCACAGACAGACACCAGUGUCAUAUGAUCAGGGCUCCAACAUGGCCAAGCAGCUGAGCGCUCCCUACAUCGAGUGUUCCUCCCUGCAGUCGGAGAACAGCGUGCGGGACAUCUUCCACGUGGCCACGCUGGCCUGCGUGUCCAAGAACAACAAGAACGUGAAGCGCAGCAAGUCCUCCCGGGCCACCAAGAGGAUCUCCCACAUGCCCAGCAGGCCCGACCUUACGGCGGUGGCCACAGAUCUGCGCAAAGACAAGGCCAAGAGCUGUACUCUCAUGUGAAGGGACGGGUCUAUUUCCGAGACUUCCUCGGAACCGUGUGGACUUUUUGGACCGAGUAGGGGACGGCACAAGGCAUUUGAAGGGGGGGGGGGGGGGGGAGCAAGGCAGUGAACCAUGCCCUGUACACCAAGCAGUUGAAGGAUGACGGAUGCUCAGCACUUUAAAUCAUCUCAAACCUACCUUCCCCCCCCCCCCCCCCCUGUUCCUGCUCUCCUGGUAUCUAUAAUGUUGCGCUAGGAGAAAUGAGUCUGUCCCGAAAGCAGUGCCAUGGGAUUUAUAAACGGGGGGGGGGGAAAAGAACAGUGAAGCUCCCAGUAAUUGGAGAAGCUCAGUGACGAUGCCAACCAGAGAUAACCCCCAAGCCUCAGAAACACUAGGGUCUGUUUGUCUCAUGACGACAGGCCCCUCCUCUACUUUUCAGGCAUUCAUGGGGAGAUGUUUAUCCGCUUUUGGCCUUCUGUUCCCCUGAAAGCGACGUAAACAUCCCUUUUUUGGCGAUCGUGGUGGGUGAUCUCCUACCUCGACAGGAAGUGGGGGCAUGCGGUCCACUCAUAUCUUAAGAUUAAAACAAAACGGAUGAAAAUGUGGAAAAAAAAAAAUGAAGACUUUAAAAUAUGUUAACCCCUCCCCUCCCUAACAAAACGAAAUGCAUGCAAGAGACUGCUACUUUCUAAGUGAAAGGCCCAAGGAAGAGGACACUGGUCUCUUUGCGGUAGCCCCCCCAGCUCAAAGUGACAGAAACACUGUGGUUUCAGAUCGUCUGUCUGUUGUGGAUUUUCCCCCCGUUCUUUCCUUUUAUAGGUCAUUGCCUUGAUGCGUUUGCCAAAUGGAAGUGGGAUAUGUGUAUUUUCUGUUGCCAGUGUCAGAACCUCGUUUAAUGUGCCAUUCCCACAAGUUACAACGCAAAUUAAUCUGUAGCUCGGCAUCUGCGGCGUCUAAUUGGUUUUUGUUUUCAUUCCUAUUUAUUCUUUACUACCAAAGAAAACAGCUAGCUGGUGGCAGAGCCUAUUCCAACUUUAGAUGAACCCAUUCUUGUAGUGUAUCAUAACCUUUUCUUGGUGUGCGGCAGCGACACACAUAAUUCGUUGCUACGCGGGUUUGGCUGAAGUUUCCAAUACGUAGUCUGUUGCUAUGACACCAGCGCCUUGCGCGCGUGUUACCUUGGGGUCUUGGUGCCGAUAGCCGUGGCUUGUUAGCGGCGAGGUCUCUCUCUCCCUCUCUCGAUGCACACAUCACCUCUAAUUCACCAUCUGGCUAUGCAGGGUACAUGUUCUGGUUCACGGUUUGGAACGACUGUGUGUGUAUAUGUCAAUAUUUCACAUGGUCUUGUUGAAAGUGGUUGCAUCUGUUUGGCAAUGCAUGCACGGAUAUCCAAGUUUCUCUGCCUAGUCAAGCCCCGUUUUGCCGGAGCUAUGCACAUUUAUCAUUGCAAGGUUCAGUUUUUAAGGAGACCUCUAUCUGUAUCUGAUGUGCUAUUUUUUUUUUAUUUGUCUGAACGUUUUUGUUUGUAAUGCAAAAUGAUGUUCUAAUCAUGCUCAUGCAAAUUCUUGAUCAUUUGAAUAACAAAAACGUACAAAGUUACACUUUGGCGACUCCCUACUCCAAACUAAACCAGCACCAGUCGACCUUCCACACCCCUCCAUUUGGUUUUGAGCUGUCGUGUCUUUGACUUAGAAUCCAUCCCUCCCCCCCUCCACAAGGCAGUAUUAUAACAGACUGGGCGUGUGCUUUCUAAAAAAAAAUGUAUUGAAUCAUUGUUCAGAAGGUGUUUGCUGUAGUUUGUAUGUCUUUUGUUUUGUUUGGGUUUCUGAAUGUUCAGUCCAGUUGUACGGAUGUAUGAAUUGAUGUCUUAGCAGUAUUUAUUUAAAUGCUAUUUUUUUUUUUUUUCAUUGAAAAUAAAGGUUGAUGUCCAGUAAAA